Molecule: messenger RNA, 723 nt
Organism: Gongylonema pulchrum
Lineage: Eukaryota; Metazoa; Nematoda; Chromadorea; Rhabditida; Gongylonematidae
Source: the annotation of a GenBank genome assembly
GCUACGCCACAACAACAGAAAGAGCGAUCAUCAGCCUCGCAAACACUGUUCAUUAAGGGAGAGAGGAACGGGCUGCAGUAUGUGUCGUCCAGGAGCGAUAAAGAACCAGCAUUAACCUGGCAUGAUAUCAAAGAAAAAGCAAACGAUCUGUGGAACGAAAUAUGUGAACGUAAUCCGGAAUACAGUGAUCGUGGAUUUAUUGCCAAUAUGGGUUGGGUAGCGCGCUUCGUGCGACGCAAUAACAUUACGCUGCAGGUGACCAAUUCCGCCUCCACAAUAACGCCGAAGUUGGUGAGCAGUGGCGAUAGCAGUAUCAAAAGCAGUACCAUCAUAGACGAUGUUAUGCAGUCAGUUAUCAGUAUUUCGACAGGAACCUCAAAAGUUGCUUUAAGUCCGAGUACCAGUCAGUCAACGUCUUCCAGUCCAACUGGUGCUGAUGCUACGGCCAUUGUUGUUCUCUCAAAAGUGGAUGGUUGUCCCAAUGAAGCCGUUGCAAUGGCAACUUCGUCCGCGAAAAAACGUCGCAAAAAUUUUAUACCCAAAAAAGUUGUUGCAAAUGAUGCUGUUUGCUCAACGGCGAUUGAUGAUCCAGAAAUGCCAGCAGACCUAGCAAGCUCAGACCAGGAUUUCCUUGCGACCGCCCAUAAAGGUGCCGAUAAGACGAUGGCUGCUUCUGGGGCCGAGCUUUCUGGCAGCUUCUUGAACAAUUCGGGAGUUCUGUAA